Molecule: messenger RNA, 2980 nt
Organism: Pichia membranifaciens NRRL Y-2026
Lineage: Eukaryota; Fungi; Ascomycota; Pichiomycetes; Pichiales; Pichiaceae
Exons: 1
Coding region: 47-2896 (949 amino acids)
Biological process (GO): rRNA processing
Cellular component (GO): small-subunit processome; Pwp2p-containing subcomplex of 90S preribosome
Molecular function (GO): protein binding
Source: RefSeq, a predicted model, not a curated record
CAAAAUAGACCACCCAGGCCAGUCAGAAAGUAAUCAUAUUUUGCUGAUGACGACUACAGAGUUGAAAAGACAGAAGAACACCGAACAGACGGGCGAUCUUAACGGUCAUGGUAAGCAACAAGUCCGCAAGUCCAAGAUUUUCAGUCCAUUCAGAACUAUCGGCCAUGUUUCUAACGGUACUCCCUUUGCCAUUGGAACUCUAGGAUCUACCUUCUAUAUUGUCACAAUUGUGGGAAGAUCGUUUCAAAUUUAUGAUGCUGCAACGUUACACCUACUUUUUGUGUCUAGCAAACAAACAUCCGCUCCAAUCUCUUGUGUGACAGCACGCUCCCUCUUUGUCUUCUGUGCCUAUGGAAAUAAAAUUGGAGUUUUCAGAAGAGGUCGGUUGGAGCACGAAAUGGAGAUUCCUGAUAGUCGGAAAGAAAAGAAUUUUAGAAUCAAUAAAUUACUAGUGUUCAAUGCGUACCUGAUUGCCUGCACAGAUCACAAAGUUUACGUUUUUGAAAACAGAGAGGCGAGUGACAAGUUCCCAACAGUCUAUUAUACAUCAUUUGAAGUCAACCAAAUCUACGGCAGUAUUGUGGAUGUUAUCCACAUGCCAACUCACAUGAAUAAGAUUCUCGUUGCAACAUCAAAACAUCUGCUGGUUUAUAAUGUCAAGACAGCGAAAAAUGUAUAUAUUACCAGCGAGUUCAGUGAAAGUAUCACUACAAUCACAGCCGCUCCAGUUAUAGACUUUAUUGCUAUUGGUACCGUGGAAGGUAUAUGCAAAAUCUAUAACGUGAAAAAAGGCAAAACAUUGAAAAACAUCAACACAGGCUCCAAGUCAUUGAUUACCUCUGUCUCCUUUAGAACAGAUGGAAACCCAGAUAUUGUCUGCUCAUUAAGAAAUGGUGAUCUAUUUUUCUAUGAUUUGAAUAGAAAUGCUCGUAUCCAUCAUUCUCCGAAUGUUCACAAGGAAGAGUUUGGCGGUGUGUCAAAAGCUCAGUUUUUGAAUGGAAACCCAAUUAUUGUAACUACCGGUGGUGACAACUCAUUGAAGGAAUUCGUUUUUGAUCCUGCUUUAUCCGAAACUAAUUCAGCAGUUGUGACACCACCAAGACAUUUGAGAUCUAGAGGUGGACACUCUGCUCCUCCAAGCUCAAUCCUUUUCAGUGAUGAGAAUGCCCACUUUGUUGCUUCGGGAUCGUUGGACCGAUCUUUUUGGCUUUUCUCACUUCGUAAAGAUGCACAAUCUCAAGAGAUGUCACAAAAAGAAAGCAAGGUUAAAAAUGGUAAACUACAGGCUGGAAUGUCUGGAAAGUUCAGAAACAAGUUCCCCCCAAUUGUUUCUAUUGUACAAGAAAACAGUAGGUCAAAAGAAUGGGAUAACAUUUUGACUGCACACCAAGACGAAAAGUUUGCGAGAACUUGGAGCUCAAAAAAUAAGAAGAUAGGUAAGCACCAUCUAGACACAAUAGACGAAGGUAUAGUCAAGUCUAUCGCCAUCAGUCAAUGCGGUAAUUUUGGUUUCGUUGGUAGCAGUAACGGUGGUAUAGGUGUCUACAACCUUCAAAGUGGAGCAUUAAGAAAGAAGUACAAGCUGCAUAAGAAAACAGUCACAGGAAUUGCUGUUGAUGGUAUGAAUAGGAAAAUGGUUUCAUGCGGUUUGGAUGGUAUUGUGGGCUUCUAUGAUUUUUCUCAAAGUAAAUAUUUGGGUAAACUCACCUUCGAUGCUCCAAUAACCAGCUUAUGUUACAAUAGAUCAAGUGACCUUUUUGCCAUUGCGCUAGAUGACUUGUCAAUUGUAAUCAUUGAUGCUGUAUCACAGAAAUCAGUGAGACAGCUUAUUGGACAUACCAAUCGAAUUACAUCCAUGGACUUUUCCAACGAUGGUAGAUGGCUGGUAUCAUCAUCGCUAGAUUCGACGAUAAGAACGUGGGAUUUGCCUACAGGAGGUUGCAUAGAUGGUAUCAAGCUGCCAAAAGUGGCUACAAAUUUGAAGAUGUCACCGAAUGGAGAAUUCUUAGCUACAUCUCAUGUCAAUGAUGUGGGAAUAUCGUUAUGGACAAACAAAUCCCAGUUUAAAAAAAUCUCGACGAAGCAUAUCGAGGAUGAAGACCAGUUUGCGAAUAUACUUUUACCCAACGUAAGUGGUGAAGGUGGAUCAAGCUUAAUAGAAGGUGCUUUAGAUUCAGAUGAGGUUGAUUUAGAAGAUGGCAUGUAUAUAUCACCAGAAAACUUGAACAACGAUUUAAUUACCUUCUCCAACAAUUCAAGGAAUAAAUUCAACUCUGUUAUCUAUCUUGAUUCUAUCAAACAAAGAAAUAAAACAAAAGAAGCUCCAGCGAAGCAAGAUAAUCUACCAUUUUUCCUGGAACUUACAGGUUUGAAAGUUGGUAAUAAUGCCAUUGAAAACGAAGUUGGCAAGGAUGCCUUAGAAAAAUUAAAUCAACGACAAGACGAGGAAAAUCCAACAUCAAAGUUGUUAAACCUGGAUAAAAAUAAAGAGUAUCAGUUUGAAACAGAGUUUACGAAACUAUUGAGAUUGAAAAAAUACAGCGAGUUCAUCGACUUAAUUGUGGGGUUGUCACCAUCAAACAUAGAUUUUGAAAUCAAAUCAAUAUCGUUCACACCUCCGUACGAUGAGACUGUCUCAUUUUUCAAAGCAAUGAAGUUUGGAAUAACAUCGAAUUCUAAUUUUGAGAUGCUAGUUGCCAUUGUAUUCAAUUUUUUUCAAUCACAUUCUGAUACUAUAUAUGAAAUCAAGAAACUCUCUAAGAACUUUGAUGAAGAUGCAAUCAAAGUUGUGGAGGCUAUGAACGACUUCCAGAAGUCCUGUAUUGAAGUGGUGGAGAAGUUAAACGAAAUUACUAAAUAUUGUUCCAGUGUGGUAAAUUUUAUCACAACCACCUAACCCUCUCUUCUCAUGUCUAAAUCGUUUAUAAUGAUACAUAAUUGUACAUAGAUUUAAAUGCAAAUCUAAAAGUUUUGAGAGUAC